CUUUUUGACCUUAAACACACUAAGACUAAAUCUUAUCGAAGAGGAAGCGUCUCUCUCUUCUCUCACAUCUAUUCUUCAGAGAGAGAAGGUGAUUUCCGGUUUCUUAGAAUUAAAAUCCGGCGACCUCUUACCAUAAGAACUUUACCUCUCUUCACUCUUCCAGAUCUUUCAGAAAGGUAAAGCAUGUCGCCAAAAAGGAUCUAACCAGAUCUGUUUAUAAUCUUAUCUAUAUAUGAUCUAAAUAAAUUUUGAUUUCAUGUCGGAUUCUUCCUACCGGCUAUGUCCGGGUUUUUGUCUUCUCGCUCUCGCGAGAUUGAUCUCCUUUCUUCUAGCCUAUUGAAAACUCUGCUUUUCUUCAAAUUUCAACUGAUUUGCCCAUCCUCUCGUAGAGUAAUAUCUUCAUCAUCUCCUUUGGCUCAUGAAGUUUAGAGCCAAGAUCCGACUACAUCAAGUUCGGUGUCGUCCGUGAUGGAGCUUCCCCGGAGUUGGAGUUGCUCGAAGUUUUUUGAAGCUUAUCAUAAAAUUGAACCGAGUUUCUUCGCGUUUUAGGCUUGAACUGGAGACCGGCAAAUGGGAAGGGACUUACCACCGAUACAGAACUGGACCGCGAUGGCUAUCACAGUUGGCGGUGUUCGGCGUGAUGCAUGCAGGGGUGUCCAAUUACCUGACGCGUGGCUCGGCGGAGUUCCAUCACUCAACACGUGUCAGCAUCUAAAGAUUAGGAUUUUAAUCUCGACCGUUAAAAUUACGCUUGUACUUUAUUUUGGGCGUUUCCCUAUGUAAAAAGUCCAUUGGGCCUUUCUUAAUAAAAUCGUUGGCCGA
Arabidopsis thaliana (thale cress) is the source of this 822-nucleotide messenger RNA. RefSeq lists its product as uncharacterized. The coding region runs from base 571 to 783 and encodes 70 amino acids. The transcript has a single exon. The record is from RefSeq and is marked reviewed. NCBI's taxonomy places the organism in Eukaryota, Viridiplantae, Streptophyta, Magnoliopsida, Brassicales, Brassicaceae.